AUGCCAGACGGAAAGGCUCCACACUUCCCACAACAACCAGUGGCCCGUCAAAAUGAAUAUGGAUCGUUGGAGCUUGAGUGCUUUGUCGACGCCAACCCAACCCCGCAAGUGAAGUGGUAUCACGACAACAAAGAGGUUGCAAACUCUGGCCGGUUCUGUGUCAACCUUUUAAUCACUGGAAACGACAGCUACGCGGUCAUUCUCUCCAUCAAGAACCUCGUCGACGCUGACGCCGGAGCAUACAGAUGUGCCAUUGUCAACCCACACGGAAGGGGAAAUGCCAACUUCACUGUUGAGCUUACAGGAUUCUCGUCGCCAAUUUUCGUUGAGAAGCCACACAUCUCCUCCAGAGAUGACGGACAGGUCAUGGUCAUGGAGUUCCGCACCAAGUCCAUUCUUGAGCCAACUUUUGUGUGGCAGAAGCUUGUGGAAGGAGGAGAUGAGGAAAUCGUUGUCAACUCUGACCGCAUCAAGGCUGUGAACAAGCUUGAAGCCAGAAACGUCUACUAUUCGGCUCUAGAAAUACAGGAGCCAACCAGAGACAAGGACGCGGGACAAUACAUUUGUACAGUCGAGAACAAGUCUGGAAAGCUCACGGCGACCGUCAUUGUCCUUUUCGAGCUGCCAGAAAGACCUCCAUCGUUCACCAGACAACCACAGAUCCUGCAACAAACCUCUUCCAGAGGUGAGCCAGCCAUCUGCUUUGACGUUGGAUAUUCGGCAGGAAUGAACACACAAGUCACCUGGAUCUCGCCAAAGUCCAAGAAGAUAAAGGAAACCUCCCGUAUCAAGUUCAAGACCAACGAUGAAGGAAAUGGCAACUUCACCGCUCAAUUGGAGCUUACGAACUACACGGUUGAGGAUUCGGGUACCUAUACCUGCAACAUCAAAAACGACGCUGGAGAAAUCAACGUUGAGCUAACAUUGGACAUCGAGGAAACACUCGAUGAUGACGCCGAUGACAGCGAGAACUAA
Caenorhabditis briggsae is the source of this 975-nucleotide messenger RNA. Gene Ontology annotation, biological process: cell-cell adhesion. Bases 1 to 975 code for a protein of 324 amino acids. The record is from RefSeq and is a predicted model, not a curated record. NCBI's taxonomy places the organism in Eukaryota, Metazoa, Nematoda, Chromadorea, Rhabditida, Rhabditidae. The transcript is spliced from 6 exons.